CGGCGCGCGGGGCGGAUCGCGGCAGAGCUCGGGCUUCCGAGCGGCUGGCAGGCGAGCCGGACCGGCGCUCCUCGGCUUCCCGGCCCGCUCCUUUCGCUCAUCCCGUCGCCGUGCACUCCGCGGCCCGUAGCGCGGUGAUCUGGGGCUCCACGGGGCCGGGCUGAGCGGCCGCCGCCCGCCCCGAGCCGCCGCCGCCGCCCGGCCGCCCGCCCGGCUUAGCCGCCGAGGCGCCUGGCGGGGUCCGCGCCGCCGGGGGCGGGCGGCUCGGGCUGCGGGGCGGCUGGCGCGCGCGCGCCGCGGGGCGGAGAAGCGGGCCCGGCGGCCGGCGAGCAUGGAGGAGAAGUACCUGCCGGAGCUGAUGGCGGAGAAGGACUCUCUGGACCCCUCCUUCACGCACGCCCUGCGCCUGGUGAACCGAGAAAUAGAAAAAUUUCAGAAAGGAGAAGGCAAGGAUGAAGAGAAGUACAUUGACGUGGUGAUAAACAAGAACAUGAAGCUGGGACAGAAAGUGCUGAUUCCUGUGAAGCAGUUUCCCAAGUUCAACUUUGUGGGGAAGCUUUUGGGUCCGCGUGGCAAUUCUCUGAAGCGCUUACAAGAAGAAACGCUGACAAAAAUGUCCAUCCUUGGAAAAGGUUCCAUGAGAGACAAGGCAAAGGAGGAAGAGCUGAGGAAAAGUGGGGAAGCGAAAUACUUCCACCUCAAUGACGACUUGCACGUGCUCAUCGAAGUGUUCGCUCCCCCAGCGGAAGCUUAUGCCCGAAUGGGACACGCCUUGGAAGAGAUCAAGAAGUUCCUCAUCCCUGACUAUAAUGAUGAAAUCAGGCAAGCGCAGCUCCAGGAAUUAACAUAUUUGAAUGGAGGUUCAGAAAAUGCAGAUGUUCCAGUGGUUCGAGGAAAAUCUACUUUGCGUACAAGAGGUGUAACAACACCAGCAAUAACCAGGGGAAGAGGAGGAGUCACAACCAGGCCUGUUGCAGUUGGGGUACCACGUGGGACACCCACUCCCCGGGGAGUCCUUUCCACCCGAGGGCCAGUGAGCCGGGGAAGAGGACUUCUCACUCCCAGAGCAAGAGGUGUCCCCCCAACUGGAUACAGACCUCCACCGUUACCCCCAACACAGGACACCUAUGGAGAGUAUGACUAUGAUGAUGGGUAUGGUACGGCGUAUGACGAGCAGAGUUACGACUCCUAUGACAACAGCUACAGCACUCCAGCCCAAAGAUCCCUGAGCCUUGAAGGAAGGGGUUUGAUAAAGACAUCCCAUUUAGGACGGAGUGCUCCAGAGCCUGUCACUCUCUGCACAUUGUCCAUUCACGAGUCUUUGCUCGGAGCUGAUUACUAUGAUUACGGGCAUGGACUCGGUGAGGAGGCUUAUGAUUCCUAUGGGCAAGAAGAAUGGACUAACUCAAGACAUAAGGCGCCUUCAGCGAGGACGGCGAAGGGCGUCUACAGAGACCAGCCAUAUGGCAGAUACUGAUUGUACUGUCUGAUGUUGUGAAAUAGCCAAUCUCCACCGUCCUGUAUACUGUUCAAAGUAAUUUUUUUCUAUGAACAAUCCCUUUUUAAAUAAAUCAAAAUGCUUAAAAUCUGAAUGGAUGGAAUUUAAAACCACUUUGUUGAAGCAUCCACUUGGCAGGGAGAAGAAGGACAUGUAAAAUUUUGUUAUUUGCAGUCUGUAUAUGAAAACUAGGUCAUGAAAAGGAAAAAAUAACUUUGAUUAACUAGUGUUAAACAAAAAGCUAGGUUUACUAAAUAUGUUAAUCCAUUCUUUUAACAUAAGCCUCACCUUUCAUUUUAAAGGUUUCCAUAGAAUUUAGUUAUUUUAUCUUUCAGCCAUAUGCUAGUUUUUUUUUUUCUUGCCAACUUGCGUAAAAAGGGAGCCAAUUACAAGUGCAAACAAUGUGGUAUUCUUUUGUAACUCGAGUCUUGAAAUGUUCUGUAGUGUUAAGCAAAGUCUCCUCUUGCUUGAUACUAAAUAAACUUUUGAAAGAAA
Messenger RNA from Alexandromys fortis (reed vole), 1993 nucleotides. It is a transcript of the gene Khdrbs3, whose product is annotated as KH RNA binding domain containing, signal transduction associated 3. Gene Ontology annotation, cellular component: nucleus. Gene Ontology annotation, molecular function: mRNA binding. Gene Ontology annotation, biological process: regulation of alternative mRNA splicing, via spliceosome. The coding region runs from base 332 to 1477 and encodes 381 amino acids. NCBI's taxonomy places the organism in Eukaryota, Metazoa, Chordata, Mammalia, Rodentia, Cricetidae. The record is from RefSeq and is a predicted model, not a curated record. The transcript has 10 exons.